This is a messenger RNA of Amaranthus tricolor (Joseph's coat), 1678 nucleotides long. Its product is annotated as protein BASIC PENTACYSTEINE7-like. NCBI's taxonomy places the organism in Eukaryota, Viridiplantae, Streptophyta, Magnoliopsida, Caryophyllales, Amaranthaceae. The coding region runs from base 419 to 1093 and encodes 224 amino acids. Gene Ontology annotation, cellular component: nucleus. The record is from RefSeq and is a predicted model, not a curated record. Gene Ontology annotation, molecular function: sequence-specific DNA binding; DNA-binding transcription factor activity. The transcript has 2 exons. Gene Ontology annotation, biological process: response to ethylene.
CCAAUAAUCAACAAGAAAUCAAUUUUCUUCAAGGUGGGCCACCACUACCCGUCAAAAGAUGUCAAACAGUAGUAGCAACUAGCAAUAGCACCCCAUGAGCCCAUGACCUCUUCUUCUCUCUCUCACCAUUGUUUUCUUCAAUGGUCUUAGAUUCCUUCACUCCCCAAUUCGUAGCCUAAUCCUUUGAGCCUUUUUCAGAAACCUAUAAAUCUUCUUCCACUUUUCAACCCCAAUUCUAUACUGCUGUUGGUUAUAGUUUCUAAAUUCAAAGAUUGAACCUUUUUUGAUUUCAUUUUCUGGUGCCUCGGUCACUUAUCUGGAAUUUCGAUGAUUGAUGCGUGAAUCUCCACCGUUAGAACACGUACAACGAUUGCUGUUUUCAUCCGUCAAUUACUGCUUUUAAAUUACAACAUUAAAUAUGGGCACGUUUGGCUCAAGCUACUCGAUGAUACCUGAGGCAAAUACAAGUAGAUCUGGCUCUCAUUUUUCAUGGUUUAACCCCAGUAGUUAUCUAGCGGCAACAAGGAAUGUAUUCAAUCCGUUCCAAGGAACUCAAAACAAUCCAGACGGAGGGCUGGCUGCUAUCCCCAUCCGGUGCAUGCCCAUAAAUCAGACGGUAAAUAAUGUCGUGGAUGCGGAGCCUAUGCCAUCUGAGCCUACUAAAAAACCAAAGACUUCGAAAAAGAGCUCUAAGGAUGGUGCACCAAAGGAACCUAAACUGGGAGUUAAAAAAGGUCUGCCUUCAAAGGCUAAAGAGAGAAAAAACCUGAAAUCCCGUGGCCAUGAGUCGAGUAUGGAUGCUUUUGGAAACCCGUCACCAGUAUGUACUUGUACUGGUGCUGCUCGGCAGUGCUACCGAUGGGGUUCAGGAGGAUGGCAAUCAUCGUGUUGCACAACUAAUAUAUCAGAGUAUCCGCUGCCUAUGAAUGCCACAAGACCUGGCUCACGUCUCGCUGGACGGAAAAUGAGCCAUGGAGCUUAUGAUAAACUCCUCCAUAGACUUGCUGCUGAGGGUUAUGACUUUACAGUUCCAAUUGACCUGAAAAAUCAUUGGGCUAAGCAUGGUACCAACAAGUUUGUGACUAUUAAGUGAAAAAGGUCUUAGUUUCUUGAUGGAUGUGCUUCUGUUGCUUGUUUUCUGUUUCACUAUCUGCAUCAUUUUUUUAAGUAGGCAUAAUCUUAUUGUUUAUAUUCGAGCAGUUCAGAUUUGAAAUAUGGGUUUGUAGAUGUUUGAACAUGUUCGAUUUCUUUAGUGUAUGAUCUUUUAUGGUCUCUUUAUUCGAAAUAUAUGGGAAGUAUUUGUUGUUUUGUUAAACUGAUUUGGAUUUAUUGUCAAUACUAGCAUAUGAUCGGGAAAAUAUGAGGUGCACACGCUUCAUAAGCUAGACCCUGACUUAUUGUGUUGUUAAACUUGAGACUACUUUGUGACCAGGGACAUGUCUAGACCUGGGCUGACAUAGGCAUUGGCCCGGGUCAUGAAAGAUCAAGUAGUAUGUUGAAAUGAUGUUUAGUUUUCGAAACCACGACGUUCUAUGCGCUUUGACAAAGGCGUUUCCAACUAAUUACACCAUGCUAACGAGAGUCAUGAUAUUGGCCCAGGUAAUAAAUUUUUUUUUGAUUUGCCCAUGUUUGUUACCCACCACCCAAUAAGGCGCUACAUGUCCUGAAGUAGAAGCUU